AAAUUCAUGAAAAAAUAAAANAAGAAAAAAAUCCGUCACAAGACAUAUAGACUCAGAUUGGACCCUUUCUCUUUCUCAUACACUACUUACAUUACAUGUAAAAUAAAAACCUGUUGUUUCCUAAAUCCUAAUAUGUCUUGUUGUGAGGGUUUGAGUAGCAAACUCCAUUCUGUACUUUCUCAUUUUAUUGGCCUCUAAAAUCUCUAUUUUUGAUUUUUCACAAAGUACAGAGAGACACAAUCAUGAGAUACAUUAGGACAGCCAGCUUCAAGAGGCUGUUUUCCCUAAAACGACAUAGUUUUGAUGAAGAUCUGCAUAAAGAUAUUGAGUACAGUAGCAGCAGUGAAGAGAUUAAGCCAAAUGGGCAGUUUCAGAAGCCCACCUGGAAAUGCUUUUCCUAUGAAGAAAUAUUUUCUGCCACCAAUGGGUUUUCCUCAGACAACAUGGUUGGGAAAGGGGGUUAUGCAGAAGUUUACAGAGGGGUUCUUGAAGAUGGGCAAGCAAUCGCUGUCAAAAGGCUGACAAAAACUGCAAAUGAUGAGAGGAAGGAGAAGGAGUUUUUGACAGAAAUUGGGACACUUGGGCAUGUUUCACAUCCAAAUGUUACUUCACUUCUUGGGUGUUGUAUUGAUAAUGGGCUUUAUCUAAUUUUCCAGUUUUCAUCAAGAGGCUCUGUUGCUUCACUUCUCCAUGAUGAGAAAAUGCCUCCUAUGGACUGGAAGACAAGAUUCAAAAUUGCACUUGGGGCUGCUAAGGGCCUACAUUAUUUGCACAAAACAUGUCCAAGAAGAAUAAUUCAUAGGGACAUUAAGGCUUCCAACAUUUUAUUAGCUGCAGAUUUUGAACCACAGAUAUCUGACUUUGGUUUGGCAAAAUGGCUUCCUUCACAGUGGAGCCAUCAUUCAAUAGCUCCUAUAGAAGGAACAUUUGGCCACCUGGCGCCCGAGUACUUUAUGCACGGGGUCGUCGAUGAGAAAACGGACGUGUUUGCGUUCGGAGUAUUUUUACUCGAGAUCCUUUCCGGAAAGAAACCUGUGGAUGGUUCUCAUCAGAGCUUGCAUAAAUGGGCUAAGCCUAUACUGGAAAAAGGGGAUGCAAAGCAGGUGAUCGAUCCCCAACUUGGAGAGGAUUAUGAUUCUAACGAGCUCGAUAGGCUCGCGUUCGUGGCUUCACUAUGCAUUCGAGCUUCUCCGAUUUGGCGCCCUACAAUGAGUGAGGUUUUGGAGGUAAUCAAAGGGGAAGAGGAAAUAGACAGAGUAAAAUGGAAGAUGCCAGAAGAAGAAGAAGAUGAAGAUAAUUUUUGGGGUUUUGAGGAUCUUGAAUAUGAUACUUGUUCUUUCUCAAAUUCUCCAAAUGGCUCCAUUUCAACUGGGACUAGUUCUUAUAACCAGAACAUCAACUCAACCCUGGUAGUAAAUUGAUAUAGAUCACAUGUAAAUAAAAUUAAUUAAUAGUUUAAGGAUAAGAAUAUUAAAUUUCUUUUCCCACAAGUUGGAUCUAGUAAUGUAGCUACCUUGGUUAUAAAAGCCUUCUCUGCAAAUUUUGGUAUAUAUUUUAUGGUUAAUGUUAGUAGUUGUAAAUGACUUAUUUUUUUUUUUU
This is a messenger RNA of Striga asiatica, 1599 nucleotides long. NCBI's taxonomy places the organism in Eukaryota, Viridiplantae, Streptophyta, Magnoliopsida, Lamiales, Orobanchaceae. The record is from the annotation of a GenBank genome assembly.